CGGACGCGCCGCCAGAGUCACGUCCACACGCUCGUCGGUUGUGCAUGUCAGCGAGCGCGUUUUUCGUCUCGUCAUCGCGAAAUUUGCCGCGUACGGAAUUAUCGACGAAAUUUUUAAAACACUGUUAGACGAUAUUAUUAUAAUAUUUUGAAAUAACUUAUCAGACAGAUAUAAGACAAACGAUCGAGCGCGUUCGACCGACGACGAAAUGUGAACAAUUUGCCGCCGCCGCGACUGUUUUUUUUUUCUUCAAAUUUGUUCGUCCUCUGUGUAGUGCUUUUUUCGGUUUAGUUGGCAUGCGAAAUUCGAUGUGGGACUGCGGUGACUUGACGGGUUAUCGCCAAGAAGCAGCGGCGGCGACGGCGUACAAAACAUAACUACGACGACGACCGGACACAGGCGGACAGCUGUGGACAAAAUGAGUCUGUUCAACACGUCGUACCUGAUGGGCAACGACACGGCGGGAGGAUGGGGUCCCAGGUACUUUUUCACGUUCUACUCGGAGUUCGGCGACGAGCAGGCCGAGUCGGCCGUGGAGGUUACCGUGUUCAUGGUAAUAUUCGCCGCGUCCGUCGUGGCCAACGUGUCCAUCGCCUGGGCCGUGCUCAGGUACCGGGAAAUGCGCACCGUCACCAACUGCUUCCUACUCAACCUCACCGUGGCCGACCUGCUGUUCGCCAUCACCACGCCGGCGCUGGCCUACGUCCGCGUCCGGCCCGACUGGCCGUUCGGAGAUGUCGUCUGCCGACUGUUGCCCUACUCGCAGUUUGUAUGCGGUUUUGUGCUACUAUGGACGCUGACACUGAUCAGCAUGGACCGGCACCGAUGCAUCGUCGUGCCGCCAUACCGGUCGCAGCUGACGCCCCGCCGCGCUACCGUGCUCACCGUGCUCACGUGGCUGAUCGCGCUGGCCGUGUUCAUGCCCGUGCCGUUCUGGUUCCACGAGCAGGCCGUGCUGGGUGACACCGCGGUCAACGUGUGCACACUGGUGUUCCCCAAGAACGACACGUUCAAAAUGUCCAUCGUGUUCACCGUGUCCGUGGUGUCGCUGUCCUGCAUCCUGCCGCUGUCGCUGUUCGUCUACCACUACCAGAGGAUAUUCCACAAGUUAAACAAGACCCGACGGCGGAUCGAGCACUCCGUCUCGCACCGGUCCACCGCCGUCCACACCGCGUCCCGGAACAGCCUGUCACCGCCCGCCAACGGUUCCAUACCGCAGGUGUUGGUGCGGCACGAGGAACUCAGGUACAGGAAACACGUGCGCGUGGUGCGUGUGCUGCUGAUCAACGUGAUCGUGGUGCUGGUGAUGUGGCUGCCGAUCACUGUCGUGAUGUGCCUGAUCUACGUGGACGGCAGCCGGGACACGGAGGACACGGGCUACUUCCUGCGGUCGCACCACUUCAUCAUGGGCCUGCUGUUCGCGCUGCUCAACACGGUCGUCAACCCGAUCCUGUACGGCGUGCUGUCCGAGAACUUCCGCAAGUGCUUCGCCCGGCUGUGGUUCAUAUCGAAGCGCCGGCGGGCCAUGCACAGGGAGCUGCUGGACAACGCCAGCAAGGGUGCCCGGACUCCCAGCAACGGCCACUACAACUCGACACUGCAGCCCGGCAGCUCGGCGUCCGUGGUCGAGCUGCCGGCCACCGCGGUCGCGUCGUCGUCCGCCACCAACGAGUGUUGGUGAGGUACCGAUGACGCUCAACCAUCCCAUCCCGGCCUGUCCGCGAGGUCAGAACGGAACAGAACCGCAGUCGCAUAAAAUGUCAUUAUUGUUAAAUAUUAUUAUUAUUAUUAUUAUUAUUGUAGUUAAUUAUUGUAAUAUCGUAGGUACUCCAUUAAAUAUUAUGACUUAAAACAUAUACUACACCUUAAUUGUUGUAAAAUAAUAAUAUGACGUAAUAUUAUUCAUAGGUAAUUGUAUUAUUAGCGCAAUAGAACUUAUAGGUUGCAAGUAGGUAGGUACGCGUACACAUUAUAUUGUACACACAAGACACCACUUUACCUCUAACACUAUAACCGACCCAUACCUCCCAGCCCUAUACUAGUUCAACACAUACCUACCUAUAUAAUAUUAUGUGUGUGGAUUAAGUCAGGUUAUAGGCCUCCAUGAUGCCUAACCUGACCCGGUUAGUAGGGCCCGGAACUUGAUGCAUUUGCAUCUUUUUUUCUAACAUUAUUACAUUCGAGGGUCGUCUUUACAGAAAUUUGAAAUAUUAAAAUAAAAUUAUUAUAAAAUUUGGAAUAUAGAAUUUUAAGGGGAUUGGAAGCGGCGAUUUUCUGUCUUUGUCAAACACACGUGCAACAUAGGAUUAUAGACGUGUUCUAUUUCCAACGUACCAAUUAAUCUAAUGAAGCGAUAAGAAUUCUGAAAACAGAUUUGAAUUUGUCGUCAAGUCUACUUGUGAUCGACUUUCCUACAUUUUUGAUUUUUUUGAUUUAAAUUUCUCCAAAAAUUGAAAUAUGUCAAUUUUUUAAUUACUCUUUGUAAUAUAUCGUUUUUAUGAUUUUGGAGAGAUAAUUUGUAUUUUGAAUUUUUUUGCAUUUUUAGAGAAUGCAUUGCUUUACAGUCAUCUUUUAGUAUUUUCGGUGCAUUUUAUUCGGUUUUGUACUUUUUUUUACAUCUAUUUGCAUUUUUCUUGUUGAAAGUUACACUUUAUAGUAACACAUUAAGUUUCCAUUAGCUUGUCGAUUAUUGACGUUCAUUAUCUUUUUCGUUUACUGUCGCAAUCAACGAUUAUUUGAAAAAAACUGUAAGCAGAUACUAUUUUGCCCCGGCCAAUCAGAAAAAAUAGAAACUAUGAAAUCAGAACCGAUUUCAAACUGCAAAAUAAUAUUUUUAUAGACUCCUUCGAGAGUGAACAUUUUUAAAGGGGUAAUAAUUACGAUUUAUGAUACAUGAAUUGUAUAAAAUGUAAAUUUUGUAAAACGUAAAUUUUAAAAAAUGUUAAGUCAUUAUAAAAUAAUUUUUGGGUGGUCAUUUUUUGAUGUUUAUAAGUAAUUUUAACAUUUUUUUUGUGUGCAUUUUUUAAAGAUUUUUAGGUCAUCAAGUUCCGGGCCAUACUUAUGAGGUAUUAUGGAUUAUAGCGUAAUGUGCUCAUAAUUUAGUUGCCGAUAAACAGCCCCGAGUAAAGACAACCCCCUCCUCCCCCCCCCCCCGAUCCCACGCCUUAAGCACGCCAUGACAUCGGAUGAUCUCACUAUAAUAAUUUAAUGUUAUGAUAAUAUUAUUGUAAUGUAAAUAUUAUUAUAAAUACGAUAUAGACUUAUCUUAUACAUACCUAUACAGUAUACAUGUUAUAUAAUAAUAAAUAAUAAUAUUGUAGGUACCUAGGUACAUAAUAAUAAUAUACUAGUUGUUAGUAUACCUACGACCUAUACCCGUUAUUCCAUAUUCGUCAUUCGUUUAUUGAUUGCUGUCAUUAUUACUAUUAUUAUAACUGUCCUAUAUUGAUAAAUUAUAUCGUAAAUUUUUUAGUUUUGUAGAAAGUCAGUAAUUUUUUUUUUUGUAUUUGUACCAUAAACGUUUUUUAUCUAUAAUAUGUUUCUAUUUAAGAAAUCACUACAAAAUUAUAUUACUAUAACUAUGUGACUAUUUAUUUUUUAGAUUAGUGUAUGGUUAUUUAAUCGGAGUAACCUAAGCAAACGUGGGAAACGAUGUACCAAAGUGAUUUUUUCUAUGAUUAAUAUGUUAUUUUUACGAGUCCCACGUGUUACUCAAUAUAAUUACGUUAUUAUUUAUUAUCUAUAUUAUCCAUAUUGAUUUUUUUUACGAAAUUAUUAACUAAACAUUUGUAUAAGAGACACACAUACACUGAUACACAUAAACAGUUGUGAAUAUAUUUUAAACAAAUUAAACCAUGACUUAUGUAAUUCUUA
This is a messenger RNA of Metopolophium dirhodum (rose-grain aphid), 3873 nucleotides long. RefSeq names its product neuropeptide Y receptor type 2-like. Gene Ontology annotation, biological process: G protein-coupled receptor signaling pathway. The transcript has 4 exons. Bases 419 to 1681 code for a protein of 420 amino acids. Gene Ontology annotation, molecular function: neuropeptide Y receptor activity. The record is from RefSeq and is a predicted model, not a curated record. Gene Ontology annotation, cellular component: membrane. Lineage: Eukaryota; Metazoa; Arthropoda; Insecta; Hemiptera; Aphididae.